Bradysia coprophila is the source of this 2045-nucleotide messenger RNA. RefSeq names its product putative Golgi apparatus membrane protein-like protein CG5021. NCBI's taxonomy places the organism in Eukaryota, Metazoa, Arthropoda, Insecta, Diptera, Sciaridae. Gene Ontology annotation, cellular component: Golgi membrane. The record is from RefSeq and is a predicted model, not a curated record. Gene Ontology annotation, biological process: protein secretion; vesicle-mediated transport.
GACCAACCAAUCCACUGAACAAACGUGACUUGUGUGUGAAUUUGACAGUUGAUGACAAUUCGGUUUAACGUCACUUAUCAACAUUUCAACAUUUUUUUUAUCUUAUAAACAAUGGCAUCCGCUACGGUUCCUCUACUCGACGACGACAGUGUUCCUUUCGGGGAGGAAGAUGAAUUAAAGCCUGGCGGAGGAAAAGACAUUCCGCAUCCAUACGUCACAUUUUUCCACCUAUUUUUCCGAGGAGCCUCUAUAGUUACGUACAUGCUAUGUGGAUGGUUUAGUGACUCAUUCAUAACAAGUUUUGUGUUUGUGGUGCUGCUGUUAUCAGCCGAUUUUUGGACUGUCAAGAACAUAACCGGUCGCUUAUUGGUCGGAUUACGAUGGUGGAAUUACGUAGACGAUAGCGGUGUGUCCCAUUGGGUAUUCGAAUCGAGAAAGGGUGAAACACAGGGUCGUGUGAAUGCACAAGAAUCAAGAAUAUUUUGGCUGGCACUGAUACUUUGUCCGAUUCUGUGGGUUAUAUUCUUUAUUGUAGCGCUGUUCGGUUUGAAAUUCCGAUGGCUUCUGUUAGUGUUGAUUGCGUUGGCCCUGAAUGGCGCAAAUUUGUACGGCUACGUUAAAUGUAAUUACGGUGCGAAUAAAGACUUAAAUUCGGCUGCAUCGGACUUUGUUCGAACACAGAUAUUCAGAAGUGCCGUCGAUAUGAUGACUAAGCCAAAUGCACAGCCGACGACCGCUAGGCCAACGAAUGUGGUAUGAAAAGUAAUAAAUCGAUUGUUUUUCUAGUUUUCCUGAAUUUAUUUAUACACUUCUGUGACUUGUGUAUCAUUUUAAUUUAUAUUUGAUAAGACGUGACGUACGGAGGAGGGGGAGGGGGAGUAUUAUUUAAUUUUUCAAAAUAAUUUUGUCGUUGACGAUAGCAACUCCUUUCAAAUUUGAUUACAAACAAUUCAGAGUAUAGCGUUUUGCAUAUCCCAGGGCAUAUCCGGUCGUGUACGAAUUGAAAAAUUGAUAGCAAGCGGAUUUCAAAAAGUAACAAAUUUGGUAGUGAAAUACAGCUAACUUUACUUCGUCCUUUUCGCUUAAAAAUGUACCGAUUCGCGUCAUGUUUUUUUAGGACCAGUUACACAUAAUUGACUUGAAAUCUUACAAUAUUCAAUGACGUAAUGGAAAAUAUAUAAAAGUUUGUUUACACAAUUUAAGUGUUUGACCUGCUUCAUCUAUCUCGCUUUCAUAUUCAGCUGAUAUUCCGAUGUGCACGCGUCAAUUUAUGAAAUUUAUGCGAUUAUGGCUUCAUGUGGUUGAGCUACUGAACUACUGAUUUGCAUGAGUAUAUGUGAAAAUAGAUAGUGAAAAGUGAGCAAAUUAACUGCAAACAGAUGCAUUUUUUUACUUCAAACUAAUGAUGAUACAGAGAGAACUACAGUAGUAACUGUAGCGAACUUUUUUAUUAAUGAGAAAACAAUAGGAGUCCGACGACUAAUUCUUGUCCGAGGAUUGGAAAUUUAUGCAUGUUCAAAGCUAUCAGCAGUUACUACUGUAGUUCUCUCUGUAAAAGCAUUAGUAUGAAAAAAAGUGCAUCGGUUUGCAGUUAAUUUGUUCACUUUUCUCAGAGUAUUCGUUUACUGACCGUAUUCUUUACUAAAAGUCAUAAACAUGCACGAUGAGAACGCCCGCUUCAUUUUUUUUUCUUCAAAAAUGAUGUCUGGAAUAGCUAUUAAAAGUAGUAGUAUUAAAAAUAGUACAGCCGAGGAACAGUACUUUUCUUUCCUUGCCCAGGUAAGCUCAAUAUUUUUCACGCCAAAGACUCACACGCGGAGGCAAAACGACUAUUUUUAAGACUCCUGGUCAAUUGUCCAAUUACGAGUAUCUGACAGACUGUUGCUUUACCGGUGCCAGAUUUUUCGCAAAAUAGUGCCACUUUUCCAUGAAAAAUAAGGUUUUCCGACCUACGAUAUGCAAUACUUUUGCUUUGCGUUGUUUCUAAUCAAUAAUUCGCGAGUUAAAAUUAUUUGAAAUAAAAAUGUGAUGAUUGAAAUAUGAAA